AAACGAGAUGACAGCGUCGAAGCAGGAACUUAAAUAUGGCUUCGGUGUUCGGUGGAGUUGACGGGUAAGAAUAAGUUGAAACAUAUAACACACUUUCUCAAUUUAGUUUACCUUUGUUUUAAGACAUAGAAACAUCAUACUUAAGGCAAGUUGCCCCAGUUUCGUAGUUGCUGUAUCAAAUUGAGGGCACUGACAACCCUAUCUUCUGUUUUUGGCACUGUGUGGUUUGAGUCUCGUGACUAAUUCAUCUCUGUCAUAUAUUGUGUAGUACAUGCAGUUAUAAUCAAUUACACCUGCGUUUCUUUUUCAUUAAUGACAGCAAUUGCUUUGAAGUCUAUUUGGCGUCUGUAAGUUAAAAAAGAAUAGAAAGUGCAUGUCGUUUUCUCUUGUAUUGUGUGUUUUUUAAGCAUGUCUGUAUUUUUGUAUUUCUCAAGUGGAGGGACCCACUCCAAAGCGGUGUUGGUGUCAGCAGAUGGAAAGAUUUUGGCAGAAACAGAAGGACCAUCCACAAACCACUGGGUAAGCAAGAGGACUUGGUUGUAUUAUCAUAUUAAAGGGAUAUUCUGGCGUAAAAUUAAUUUAGGGCCAAGCACACCAUAACACAGAGUUAGACACCCCCUCGAGAGAUGUAUGUUGCCUACCACUUGCUUCUCUAGUUAUACCAACUUUAGAAACUGCCGCACGAUAGCAAUACACAGCGGUCUGAGGAGCCAUAAACAAACCUCAACCAAAACGCCACUCUAUAGCCACAAAUAAUGCUCAGAACAGCACCUAACUUCAUCAACAGUACAUAUAGGGUCGCAGCCACAGCACUAGCCAUCAACAGAUUUUUAACUGCCUAAUAUCUUUAACAACGAGUCCAAACACAACUCACCUGCUCUCUUCCAGCAGCUGCUUGUUUGUAGCGAGACCUCAGGCAAGGACUACAGCGGGGUGGCACAGCUCAAGGAAGAGCAUUUAUGAUCAUUUUAGCAUGGAAAUGCAAUCAGACUGAGACGCUAAGGCUGGAAAACUACCACGUCUGCAGUUUAAAAUAUUAAUAUGGAAAUGAUAAAGUAAUGAUCAAAAAUGUUCUUCCUUGAGCUGCGUCACCCCGCCGUAGUCUGUAAUGGACUGGCCCGAGUUCUUGCUACAAACAAGCGGCUGCUGGAAGAGAGUAGGUGAGUUAUGUUGAGUCUCUUUGCUAAAAAAAUUAGGCAAAGCUAAAAAGAUGUUUGGUGGCUAGGACCCUAUAUGUACUGUUGAUGAAGUUAGGUGCUGUUCUGAGCAUUAUUUGUGGCUAUAGAGUGGCGUUUUGGUUGAGGUUUCUUUAUGGCUCCUCAGACCGCUGUGUAUUGCUAUCAUGCGGCUGUUUCUAAAGUUAGUAUAACUAGAGAAGCAAGCAGUCGGCAACAUUCAACUCCCGAGGGGGUCUUUAACUUGGUGUUACGGUGUGUUUGGCCCUAACUUAAUUUUACACCGGAAUUUCCCUUUAAGAGAGAUUAAUGGAUGGACAAAAGGACUUUCGGCGAGUUGAACAAAUGCUGAGAAACGCUAACACCUCUCAUGUAAAUUUUUUUGUGUAUUUGUAUGUGUGAAUGUUCAGUUGGUUGGGGUGGACAAAUGUAUUGAGACCAUCAAUGACAUGGUGCACAGAGCAAAGAUGGAGGCUGGGCUGGACCCAAACACACCGCUCUGCUCACUGGUCAGUUAAACUCUAUGACAGACACUUGACAUUUUUAUUAAAAAAGGAGUAAAUGUCAAACACAACAGUUUUACACAGACAAUUGAUUAAAUGGGUGUGUGUUUGUGUGUGUGCAGGGCAUGUCUCUGAGUGGAGGGGAGCAAAAGGAAGCCAUCAACAAACUAAUUGCUCAAAUGCAAGAAAGGUUUCCCACUCUUAGCCAGCACUAUUUCAUCACCACUGAUGCCGUUGGGGCCAUGGCAACAGCCAGCGAUUGUGGUGAUUAUUAUUUUCUGCUUUAUUGUAUUGUACAUAACACAAAGCCUGUCACUUUUUAAAAUUUGUUCAAAGUUAUUUGUUAUCAUUCUUAUUUCAACCAUUUUUGACACAUUCAUGAGAGUAAUGUGUAAUUAAAAUAUGAAUAAAUCUUAUGUACAUUACCACUGAAGCUACAACUGUACCACCUACCUCGACAGAUACAGACACAGCUGAAAUUAUGACAGUAAAAAGUCAUAUCAGGGUAAAUCUUCGUACUUUACCCUCUUGGGUGUGGUUGUAUAAAUAUAUCAUAUGCGAUGUUUCCUUUGAAACUUUAUGACUGAUCUAGAUGAAUGCAGUCUUAUCUGUGAACACGUGGUACAAGCUCAGCUAACCUCUGCUCUCGUUGUAGGAGGUGUAGUGUUGAUAUCAGGAACAGGAUCUAACUGCAAGUUGAUCAACCCUGAUGGCUCACAGAUUGGCUGUGGGGGCUGGGGUCACAUGAUGGGUGAUGAAGGAUCAGGUAAUUGUGGUAAAAUGUACUUUGCACAUGUGUCUCAUAAGACAGGUCUAUCAAUGAGUGAUGUACCCAUCAAUAACUAGAUGUUUAUCAAGCUUCAGGUUUGCCUGAUGAUGGCAAGUUGCUUGUAAAUAUAUGGAAAAUCCAAGCUCAAUUAAAUCAACUAACCUUUUUAUCAUGUCUUUCCAAUUCUUAGCAUUCUGGAUCGCUCACCUGGCCAUUAAGACAGUUUUUGAUGCCAAAGACAAUCUGGUUUCUCCUCCUCAUGAUGUGACACGAGUCAAGAAAGCCAUGGAAGAAUACUUUGAGGUCGGACUGCAGUCACACUGAGAUAUGUUUUGAGAGUUGUCAUUACAUUUUGUCACCCACCAAGAUGUGCAGUUAGGAAAAAGAUUGAUAUUUUUUAAUUAUUUUGGGUUUUUUUAGGUGUCAGAUCUGAUGGGCAUGCUUCCACACCUGUACAGAAACUUCCAGAAGUCUUAUUUUGCAGGUUUCUGCAAGAAAUUAUCUGAAGGUUGGUGACGUAUCACUUCUUGCAAGGUCCUAAAAAAAGAAUUUAAAAUUGGGGGUCUAAUAAAGGGUAUUUGUGUUUUUCUAUGUGAUUCACAGAAGGAGAUGAUGCUCUCUGUCAGUAUGUGUUUACUCAAGCUGGAAGAGUUCUGGCCAAACAUGUAGAAGCAGUCUUAUCCGAAGCACAAGAGGUAAAACAUACAAAUACCAUGCUUUUUGAUUUCAACAUCGUCUACAUCAAUUUCCUUUUUUGGUUAUGACAGCCUCUUCUGAGUGGUGACACUGGCCUGCCAAUCCUGUGUGUGGGCUCAGUUUGGAAGAGCUGGGAGCUUCUGAAGAAAGGUAAGUCUCAAAUCAGGAAAAGAGCAACUCAUUUUUUUCCCACCAUUUACACACAAAUACCAAAAAAAGUGAUGUUAAGUUCCACUAAAUGCAUCUUGGUUCCCUUUUUUUUUUGUUAUUUCUGUCUCUGAUCAGGCUUCACUGAGGUGUUAGAUAAAGUGGCUUCAUCUGACAAAUUCAAGGGCCGUUUCCGUGGAUACAGCCUUCUGACCUUGCAGCAAUCUUCUGCCCUUGGUGGUGCAUGUCUGGGAGCUAAAAGUAUCGGCUGCUCCAUUCAAAUGGAUUUUAAAGCUAAUGCCAACAUCUUCUACAAACACACUUUUAAUAGUCAAUAAGGGUACAGCUCUGAAUCACUUACAUAUUACCAACUUAUUGAUCUUUCAAAGGGAAUAUGUGUUAGACAUUUUUUUAUAAUAAUCCUUACCUCAAUAAUUUUCUAUCAGACUUACCUUUAAAUUGAAACCUUUAAAUUUGUCCUAUCAGAACACAAUACUGAAUGAAAACAUUUGAACUAGGUGCCUAUCUGACAGCGCUGUAGCUAAGUUUAAACAGGGGUUGUUAUUCUCUUUUCAGACUCUAUAUUUUUUCUGAUACCUCUUUAAAUGGCUUUACAUGAUUUGUUGAUCUUUCAAUCAGAUCUGCUUUACUCAGCAUGAUCAAUAUGUCUUGAGUGACAGGAUACAUUCCAUAGUCUUUUAAAGUAGCUGCAAUUGAAUGUCUUCUUUAAAAAAAACACCCUAGAUUCAAGAACUUUGGCUCACUAUAGGACUAUAUCAAUCCUCCCCUGUACUUCAAAAUUACUUGAGAAAGUUGUACCAAAUCAGCUCUGUGACUUUCUCAGCAGCAACAGUUUAUUUGAGGAUUUAGAGUCUACCAUAGCACUAAAACUACACUUCCUGAGUGUGACGAAUGAUCUACUGAUUGUUGUGAACAGUGGUCUUCUCUCAGUUCUUGUUUCGUUAGAUCGUAUUGCUGCUUUUAAUACUAUUGGCCAUCAGAUCCUGUUACAAGGGUUUGAACUACAAAUAGGUAUUACAGGAACUGCUUUAGAUUGGUUUUAGUCUGAUUUGUCGGAUUGUUCUCAGUUUGUUAAUGAAAAUUGUUAAGUGCAUAACUAGGUCGGUUAUGGGGUUCCACAGGGUUCAGUGCUAGGACCAAUCCUUUUUCCCCCUUUAUAUGCAUCUUCUAGAAAAUAUUACUCAGCAAAAUGUCAGAAACUUUCACUUUUAUGCAGAUGACACUCAAUUGUACCGAUCACCGAAGCCAGAAGAGAGCAAUAGAUGAACUUCACUUGAAGUCUGUCUUAAAGAUGUUAAAACCUUGAUGACCAAAAACUUUUUGCUUCUCUAUUCUGACAAAACUGAAGUUACUGUUCUUGGCCCCAAACACUUAAAGAGAGACGUUUUCUUGUGAUAUAAUGCAGUAGGUGGCACCAGUCUGGCACCCAGCAGCACUGUUGAGAAUCAGGGAGUUCUUCUGGACCAGGAUAUGUCCUUUAACUCCCACAUUUGAACACUCCCAAAUUUGAACACUUGGUCUUUGAAAAUUUUGUACCGGUACAGCCUUUUUUUUGUCACUUGUCUUGGUAUAACACUUGUUGAUUUCAUGCUUCAUAAAUACAGAUUGAUUGAUUGGUAGUGAUGAAGUUACUGAUUGUGAAAUGAUCUUGCAACAAUCCAUCAUGAUUAAAGAUGUGCUUUAUCUUGAAGUCUUGUUUACAUCAUAUAUAACAUUUUUUAUGGCAGUUUUUUUAACUUUAUUGUACUGUACCAUAAAUCCUCGCACUUUAAGGAAGCUUUUUUACAUUUGUCAUUCAUGACGAAACUGUAAACAAUUGAUUAAGAUGUGACUCAAAAUAAAGAAUCAAACCAAUGCUCUGUCAAGUUUGUGUUUUGAAAGUUUGUACUUCAGUAAAUGAGUUUGACUUUAAAGCUUACGGCAUCAUUUGACUUUGAGUGUCAAUUUUAUGUUGUAUUUUUUACAUUUUUGACAGGGCUUGAUUUUGUCAAACCAUAUGUUGGUCAUGUGGCCCUCAUCCUGGGGCAUGCAAAUUUCAGAGCACAACCGUGUCUGUUGGAUUCUGAUAUCCACAUUUUCCUCUCACUUGGUUAUCUAUUGGUCUCUCAAGACAAAAAUAUCUCAUCUUUUGUGUACAAAUAGAUUUGAUGUAGGUAUAACUGUGUCUCCUGAUCCAAUGCCCACAUGCUGCUCUGUUUUUUUGAACAGUCCUGUCUACAAGUUACCAGCUGUGUUAACAGUCGACCGUCAAAUUUGUGGCAGUAAAGGGAUAGAGAAGCUGUAGAAGUAGAAGUAGCAGUAUUCUAUGUGUUGUCUGGGGAAACAGAAUAAAUCCUGUUUGGGUUUAAUCAAAAACAUUUAUAUCAACAUUCCACUGUCUCCAACACUGAGAGUCUGACUCAGUCCAGUUUGGCUUUCCUGGUGUGAGAAGAGGAGUCAGAAAACAUCAGAUGAUUUCAGCAAGACACCUGGAGGUAAAAGCUAUGAGACUGACUCAUUAUUACUGCCUUUCAUCUUUGAUAAUGCAAAAUGUAAAAGAGUGUCUGAUUAACUGUUCAGGUUAUUUUUCAGUAUGUUUUGAAUUGAAUUUAGGAGGUUAAAAACUCAUUUAGAGAAGUUAACGUAUUGCUCCUGUUUCUUAUCUCAAGCUCACUGUUGACUCUUUCCUUUCUUUGACAAACUUUACCACAAUAUCAGCAAUACUGUGAACCAUGCCUGCACAACAAAAAUCUCUGCUUGUGUUAAACAAAGACUUAAAAUAAUGCAGUAUUUUAAAAAAUGCCUACACUUCUGAGUGUCAGAGUUACUACACAAAAAAAUAUCUCCCACAAGAUAAUGCAAAAAAUUAAACACACUUGAAUGAUAUUUUCAAAUAUUUAUGUUAAAAUUUUGUACAUAGAGAGCAAAGUUUAUCAGUCAGGUUUUCUUGUAUGUUUAACAUACUUGGCCAAUAAGUCAACACCUCCAUAUCGGAGUCCAUGGUCUUUUAUUUAUACAUAUAGCAUGAUAUGGGCCAGCUUAAUUUCCUUAACACUUUAAAUUUAGAUCCAACACAGACUCUAACAUAACCCUGAAUUUUUACUUUAUGUUAAAAAUGAUACUUUGACAGUGGUGUCAUAGGACUAUGUUGUACAGGGUACACUUGACUUCACUAUAACAGAGAUUUUGUGACAAAAGAAACGGAUCUACCACAAAAGACUUCAACUUUACAGGGUUAAAUAAAGAGUGGAGUAAGGAGAAAAGACUAUUGUUCCCUUUGUCAUUGUGGUUUUAUCACGAAUGCUCCCAGCUGGUGAUCCAACAGCAGCUCCAUGGUUUGAGUAUUUUUGCUUUUUUUUUUUACAUAAAGCUUGAAACUUCAUUUGAGUUUUUCACUGUAAACUGUAAUAAUCCAAUUCUUGCCUCUUGUACCUCUCCACAGUUUACACACCUCCCCCAAAUAAAUGCCUCUUACUCUGCUGUUCAUUAGUAAUAACACAGUAAUAAAGAACAGUAUUACACCCACCAUUGCUACUGAUUUGAUUAAUUUUGCUUUCAAAAUUCAAAAUGUAUUAUUUGAGAAAUCUCCAAUCUAUUACAGGGUCUGAUAACUUUCUCCACUUGUGUUUACCAAAAUAUAACUUUAUAAAGUUCAACCAUUGCUCUGAUUCUGCAGGAAAUGUAACUCUAAUGUGUAUUUGAGCUCAUCUGCAUUUCUGUACAUAUCAGCCCACCCCCAAAGCACAGAAACUGAAUGCAUGUUUCUCUCAUUCAGACUGUGGGACAAAUCCCUCGGGACAGGUUUGUCACCACUUAUAUGAGAGAUUAUAGACCAUAUAGUGAGCACCACCUGCAGAAAAACCGACCAAGGCCCAGAAGAGACGUGAGACCUGCACCUUUCUUCACCAACCCACUUCCGGUUAGAUGGAUGGAUGGAUGUAUGGAUGGAUGGAACUGAUCGAUUAAAACUCAUUGUCAUGUGUUGUUUCCGCAGACUGGUCAUGAUUUCUGGACCACAUUUUAUAGGACGUCUAACAGCGUCUAUGGCUCUUCAAUCUACCCACAGGUGAACCACACACAUGCAGCCACAUUAUCAUCUUUUAUCUCCAGCUAUAUUUCACUAAUGUCGCUCCUUCAUUCUGCUUUCUAUCCCAUGAACCUCCUUCAAACUGCUACUCUCCUGCUCCCUUACCCUACCCUACCUAGGCUAGGACACAGGAUAUAGAAGUUGCUGAGGAGACUCGACCUCUAGUUGGUGUAGGGGAGAGGGGUCAGCUCCACUAUGUUCAUGGUGGGGAGGGUAAGAGGAAAAUCAAGAACACCCAUGUACUUUCAAACACACCUGAGCUGGCAGUUUCACUGGGUACUUAGUCCUUUUACUUUUAUUGGCAGCGUUGCAGCAACAGGAAACAGAAAGUGAGCCACAGAGGGUGCCUGAGGUUCUGUAUGAGGAAGGUAAGAUCGAUUAUGUAAUAUUUCUAGGAGUAUUCAUAAAAUUCAAGACUGGCUCUCUUUGUUUAAAUGUUCUUUUAGUGUUGAAAAAACAGAAAUUAGGUCUGCAAAUAAUUCAAGAGCUUUCAAAUUUGAGUGUUGCUAUUAGUGAUGGGCAUUACGGCUCUCUUAAGUGAGCCAGAUCUUUCUGCACAGCUCACCAAGACGAGCCGGCUCUUUUGGCUCCCAGACAGCUCUUCAUUUUACCAUGUGUACAUUUUCUAAUUCAGCCAAAUUUAGCGUUGUUUGGCGUAUGAUAUGUAUGUAUGUGUACACAUACCUCUUAAAUAAUUCAAUACAUCCUUUGUACUGAAGUAUUCACAAGUAAAAAUUACAUUUUCUAAUAUCAGUAAAUUGCUGUAGCCAAUUGUUUUGCAUUUACAGACAUUCACUGACUUGCUUGUAGAACCACUCUGCUACACAAAGCAGAUUGAAAUCCCGUCAUUCUGCCUUGUAGUUUAUUUCUACAGUCUGUGGGGGAAAAAAGACCCCAAAAAAAGAAAAAAAAAUGGGUUACAGAUGUUCAUGGCUCCCACCGUUCACAUUAAAAAGCCAGCUCUUUAAAAAAAAAGAAAGAAAGAAAGAAAUGUAGUGAGCUAAGCUUUCUAUUAAAAAAAAAAAAAAAAAGAGCCUGCUCUUUGAAUUGAUUCGUUCGUGACCAACACAUCACUGGUUUCUAUGCCAAAAUAGCCCUCAAGAAAGAGGAUCUUUAUUCCCCCCAAAAUUAAACCCCCAAUCUUUUUUUUUCCCUCUUACAAAUGUAGGUGUGAUGGAGUUGACAUCUCGUGUUUGUCCAGCUUGCUAUCAAGAUCAUGUUAGAUCUGCCCGUAGAGAGGCUGGGCUGCAGCAUCUACCCCACCUUCCUGUCUUUUCCAGUCCACCUACAAUAGUCACAGGUAAGACAGCACCCCCUGGUGAUCCUACACUCCCUAGCAGAAACAUGUCCACUGAGGGAGGUCAGGCAGUUUCUCUCUGUUUCACUUUUAACUUCUUCAAUAAAGUAGCUACAGUGCAAUGUCCACAAUCUCAAUAUUUUGAUAUUUCAACAGUUUUUGGCGAUCAAAGCGUUAGAGAUUCAACAGUAAAAAUGAGCGUCCAAAUUCAAUUCAGGGUAGUCAAAAUUAAAAUAGUUCAGACUUGCCAAAAAAAAGUUUGGAUGUUAACAAGAAAGCUUUAAAGAUGUUUAGAGACACAUUUGGUUUGUAGGCUGUUCACAGAUUUUUCCCUAAAUGUUUAAACAAUCAGUACAUUUUUUUGUGGGGGUGGAAUUUUUCAUAUGUGGUGUAAGUACUUUCUGUGGUCAAAUGACUAGAGAACAGCUACAAACCAGUCCAUCAAUCUCAGCCCCAUCGGCUAUCAUCUAAAACUGAGCUUUCAAGCAGAUACAUAAGCUUGAAGGGGAAAAAAAAGCAAAUUUAUCCUUAUGUGACAACUCUUAGGAUCUGGACUGUAUUUCUGCAAACCAUCAGCUUUGAUUAGGAUACUUCUCUUACAAAUUUAAAGAGAUUACUGUCAAUUUUCUUCACAAGAGGGAACAAUAAAACCAUCUCGGUCGUUUGAAUUAGCGUUUGAAUUUUUCUAGAUGCUGAAAAUUUGGACAACAGUACCUUCCUGAGGGAUUUAACAACCUAUGGACCUGGAAACAGCACCUAUCUUCAGCCUUUUCCCAGGCAGUGCAGUUGGUAAGCCGCUGACAAUCUUCACUUUUAAUAGCAUAUAUUUUUAUAUUUGUUUGGGUAUACCUCUAUAGUUGUUGCUUUAAGAUGCAAACCUUUCCUUUUGGCAUCCAUCGUAGCAGCACACUACCCGUGGUCCCAGUACAGUCCACAGUCAACUACAGGGAGCCCAGAAGGGAGCCAGUGUUGACUGAAUACCAAGCCAGUUAUACUGCUGAGGUAAAAAGGGGACAGGGAGGUUGAGUAACUGUAAGAUGAUCACUAAAAUAUGUCCUUUUCAUUUCUAUCUUUGUGUGUUUACUCCUAGAGGGCCCGGCCUAACAUCCAGCAGAAUACCUUUUCCUACGUCCAUCUUCCUCCUCAUCAGAUCUGUUACAAUCUACUCUAAAAGUCAAACUUCUGUCUUAAUACAAAACAGGUUCUCCAAAGCCUCUUUUGUCCGUUUGUUUUUUUGAGUCAGACAUGAUGUUCCCAUCUGAACAUUAUGUCAACUGAGGUUGCAGUCAAAGCCUGUGAGUCUCAGGUAUCUUACCUGAGGAUGAGUCAUAACACUUCAGGGGACCAUCGGCUGGCAAGGAGCUAAAGGAGAAUUUGUGUCUCCUUCAUAGUUGUUUUGGUAGUUCCCCUUCAUCCAAACCUUGCAAUCCACUGAAGGAUUUAAAAAACAGAUUAUUUCUCUAGUAUCAGGUAAGCAAAGAGGAGCCACAUGUACAUUUUGUAUUGCAGUGGUAGGAUAAGUGUUAUGAUACUUGUGGCUAAAGGUUUUGAGAAUGAUCCAUAUACUGAUUUUCACAAAAUUUGCUGCCUCUUUGUUUUUAGAUCUGUUUGUCUGAUGUUUUAUGGUAUACUAAAGAAUAAUUACAAGAGUUUCUUAUCUGUCAAAGGCUUUUAUUGACAAUUACAUUAAGUUUAUGCAACUAGUCAAUAUUUGCAGUGUUUGCCCUUCUUACUCAAGACCUAUAGAAUUCACCCUAGCAUGCUGUCAAUCAACUUCUGGGUCAAAUCCUGACUGAUGGCGGCCCAUUCUUGUAUAAUCAAGGCUUGGAAUUUGUCAGGACUUACAGGUUUUUGUUUGUCCACCCAGCUCUUCAGAAAUUCUAAAGACAUGUAAAGGGUGAAUGAAUAGGAAGGAAUGAGGUUAGGUACAUAUAAGCUUGACAGCUUCAACCUACUCCUUUUCAAUCUCCAAAAGAUAUUGAAUUACUUGUUUUGUCUACUGUACUGUAUGUAUAUUUGAUCGAAUAAACAAUAUUGACUACAAGUUCUCAAUGUGAUAAAGGUCUAGGGAGUUUCUUGGCCAUGGACCCAAAAUUUUUAUGUUUUGUUCCCCAAGUCACUCAGUUAUAACUCUUGCCUUAUAGCAAGGUGCUGGAAAAGGCAUUAUUCCUCACCAAACUGUUCUUGGAUGGUUGGGAGAAGUUGUUUUGGUACCAUUCCUUAUUCAUCCCUGUGUUCUUGGGCAACAUUCUGAUCCUGAUAUAUUUUAAGUAUUUAUUUCUUUAAUUUGUUGAUUGUAACAGCUAAUGAAAACUCAACAUUAAGUAUACUGAAUUUGGGGUUUUCAUUGACCGAUACAAUCAUCAAAAAAUAGAAAUAAAGACUUUAAAUGAAUCCAUCUUUACAUGAUAAAUCUACGACAGUUUAUUUUUGAACUGAAUUAAUGGAAUGAAUCAACUUUUUGAUUCAUCCAUCUACAGAUGGGCCUGUGUAUGUAUGUUAGGGCUGUCAACGAAUAUUCAAAAUUUAAAUUCAUAUUUUAAUAUUUAAGAAAAAUAAAAAAAGAGAGACUCAAAUGUGAAAAUUAAUAUUCCAAUAUUAAAUAAACAGCGGGAAAAAACUGAGUGAGAAAAAAAAAGUGUCUGCUUUGCGAGUGAGCGCAAAAGCCAUCCAUGGCACAUGCAGAGAGAGAUGGCGGGAUGUUCGGAGAGAGAGGUCCGGACUCCC
Molecule: messenger RNA, 11401 nt
Organism: Xyrichtys novacula (pearly razorfish)
Lineage: Eukaryota; Metazoa; Chordata; Actinopteri; Labriformes; Labridae
Source: the annotation of a GenBank genome assembly